CCGCCCGCCGCAGAGGUGUCAGUGAACUUUGCACCGAUCAUUUAAAAGGCCCAGCCGCAAAUAAAUAAAACUCCACUCGCUCCUCGAGCCUCCUGCCUGCCAUCAACGCCAGAUCCUAGCCCGCCAUUAAUGCCGUUAACCCGAGCUCGAGAUCGGAGGCGGCGGCCCCGUGUUCGCGCCAGGAGUGGCCACCGUACGUGUGACACGCGCCGCCGCCGUUUAUAAAAGCACACCGCCGCUCGCUCGCUCGCUCGCCCGCCCGCCCGCCACUACUCACUCGGCUCGGGUUCUGCUCUGCACCUCAGUACCUCACACUGUCACCGCGCUUCUGUGACCUGACGACCUUCGGCGGCAGGAUGCUCACGUGCAUCGCGUGCUCCAAGCAGCAGUUCGCCGGCGGCGGCCCGCCGCUGCACGAACCGCCGGAGGACGACGAUGUAGUUGACGGAGGAGGCGGCGGCACGGCGACGCCCAGAACACGGCACGCCAUCAAGGCGCUGACUGCCCAGAUCAAGGACAUGGCGCUCAAGGCGUCGGGCGCGUACAGGCACUGCAAGCCCUGCGCAGGCUCCUCGGCGGCGGCCUCGCGGCGGCACCACCCGUACCACCACCGCGGCGGCAGCGCCUUCGGGGGCUCCGACGCCGGCUCGGCCUCCGACCGCUUCCACUACGCGUACCGUCGCGCGGGCAGUUCGGCGGACGCCACGACGUCCAUGAGCGUGCGCACGGACUUCCCUGCCGGCGACGGGGAGGACGACGAGGUGGCGUCAGAAGCCGCUGGCGGAUGCGGUGGCAAGGACGACGACGCCAAGGAGUGGGUGGCGCAGGUGGAGCCCGGCGUGCUCAUUACCUUCGUCUCACUGGCGCAAGGUGGCAACGAUCUAAAACGUAUUCGGUUCAGCCGUGAGAUAUUCAACAAAUGGCAAGCACAAAGGUGGUGGGCUGAAAAUUAUGACAGAAUUAUGGAACUUUACAAUGUGCAGAGGUUUAACCAAACUGUCCCUCUAGUCCCGACUACCCCAAAAUCUGAAGACGAGAGCUCCAAGGACGACAGCCCAGUAACACCACCACUGGACAAGGAACGGCUGCCUCGCACUUUCCACAGACAAGGUGGUGGGGCGAUGGGCUACUCGUCAUCAGAUUCUCUCGAGCAUCACUCAAACCGCUACUGUACUGGCCUCCUGCACCAGCAUGGACACCAAUGCUGUGAUUCAAUGGGCCUGGCAUCAACACCGAAGUUGUCAAGUAUCAGUGGGGCCAAGACAGAAACCUCAUCCAUGGACGCAUCGAUGAGGACAAGCUCGUCACCUGAAGAGGUCGACAGGUCUGGUGAGCUCACGGUGUCCAUCAGCAAUGCAAGCGACCAGGAGAGGGAGUGGGUCGAGGAAGACGAGCCUGGUGUAUAUAUCACAAUCCGGGCUUUACCUGGCGGGACCAGAGAGCUUCGCCGUGUUCGGUUCAGCCGGGAGAAGUUCAGCGAGAGGCAUGCCAGACUAUGGUGGGAAGAGAACCGAGCGAGGAUACACGAACAAUACCUCUGAGAAGAAACGCCCGAGACCAUCAGCAUCAGAAGCACAGAAAGCUUUCCUUCGGUUGAGCUGAUGGUACAUCUGGCACUAACACUUCUACAUGCAUUUCCAGCUUCAUUCAAUGUUUUGAUGACCGAAGAGGCGAAGGGGUCCCGUUUCCGGCAUUUUACAUUCUUUCAGUCCUUUUGCCGUUUUCUCGUCAGUUUUGAACUGGAAAUGCGUGAGCGACUCAUUUAGCUCAAAAAGGUCUCUCGUUUUGGGGGUGGGGUAAUGUACGUCUUUCACUGCUGAGCCUGUAGUUUCCACUUUCCGGCAACCAAAAGGUCUCUCGUUUUUCAUCAAUAAUACUACAUAUCUACCUGUUGUUUCCCAUAGGACAAAAUAGCAUGUUUGUGUCGUUGGGCACUAUUUUGCUGUUGUCACUGUCUUAUUGUACUACUCUUCCAGACAGCACAAUUAUCAACACACAAGUUGGUACUGAGUGCGCCCCAACUCAAAACCACUUUGUGACGGGUUGAUUGUAUCA
Molecule: messenger RNA, 2055 nt
Organism: Zea mays
Lineage: Eukaryota; Viridiplantae; Streptophyta; Magnoliopsida; Poales; Poaceae
Product: protein Brevis radix-like 1
Exons: 7
Coding region: 357-1541 (394 amino acids)
Source: RefSeq, a predicted model, not a curated record